AUAAAAGCAGCAAGAGAAAAGCAGCAAGGCAAAAGCAGCAGAAAAGAAAGCAGCAAGACAAAAGCAGCAAAAGAGAAAGCAGCAAAUUAAAAGCAGCAAAGCAAAAGCAACAAAAGCAAAAGUAG
Racocetra persica is the source of this 125-nucleotide messenger RNA. NCBI's taxonomy places the organism in Eukaryota, Fungi, Glomeromycota, Glomeromycetes, Diversisporales, Gigasporaceae. The record is from the annotation of a GenBank genome assembly.